Messenger RNA from Oryzias melastigma (Indian medaka), 2914 nucleotides. RefSeq names its product excision repair cross-complementation group 4 (gene ercc4). Gene Ontology annotation, cellular component: nucleotide-excision repair factor 1 complex. The record is from RefSeq and is a predicted model, not a curated record. The transcript is spliced from 10 exons. Gene Ontology annotation, molecular function: single-stranded DNA binding; single-stranded DNA endonuclease activity; damaged DNA binding. Gene Ontology annotation, biological process: resolution of meiotic recombination intermediates; nucleotide-excision repair involved in interstrand cross-link repair; double-strand break repair via homologous recombination. NCBI's taxonomy places the organism in Eukaryota, Metazoa, Chordata, Actinopteri, Beloniformes, Adrianichthyidae. Bases 1 to 2673 code for a protein of 890 amino acids.
AUGGCGGGGCCGCUGCUGGAGUAUGAAACCGAGAUUUUCCUGAGUCUCUUCGGCUCCGACGGGCUGCUGGUGGUGGCUGAAGGGAUGGGGUUAGACCGCAUCCUGCUGCAGUUCAUGCGGGUUUACUCGGAGAAAGACAGUCUGGUGCUCCUGCUGAACACGACCACACCUGAACAGGAGUACUUCACGGAGCAGCUGAAGAUGGAGGGCGUGACCCACCUGCCCCGGACAGUGACCAGCGACGUCCAGAGCUCAGAGCGCUACAGCGUUUACACCGAGGGCGGCGUGCUGUUUGUCACCAGCCGAAUCCUGGUGGUGGACUUCCUCCUGGACCGCAUCCCCGCUCACCUCAUAUCAGGCAUCCUGGUGUAUCGAGCUCAUAAAAUCAUCGAGUCGUGUCAGGAGGCCUUCAUCCUGCGGCUGUUCAGGCAGAAGAACAAGACCGGGUUCAUUAAAGCCUUCACCGAUAAAGCCACGGCUUUCUCCACCGGCUUCUGCCAAGUGGAGCGCGUCAUGAGGAACCUUUUUGUCAAGAAACUCUUCCUGUGGCCUCGGUUUCAGGCUUCCGUCAACACCGUGUUGGAGAAGCACAAGCCAGAAGUGGUGGAGCUGCACGUGUCCCUGACGCCGGCCAUGAGGGCCAUCCAGAGCUCCAUCCUGGACGUCAUGAGCGCCUGCCUGAAGGAGCUGAAGCGCUACAACCCCACGCUGGAGGUGGAGGACCUGUCGCUGGAGAACACGCUGGGGAACGCCUUCGAGAAGACGAUCCGACACUACCUGGACCCUCUGUGGCAUCAGUUGGGGGCUAAAACCAAAGCUUUGGUUCAUGACCUGAAGGUGCUGAGGGUCCUUCUGCUCUACCUCACUCAGUACGACUGCGUCACCUUCCUCAACCUGCUGGAGUCUCUGCGCUCCAGCCAGAAGAUCUUCAGCACCAAUUCAGGUUGGCUCUUCCUGGAUUCCAGCACUUCCAUGUUUGUGAACGCCAGAAGUCGAGUCUACCACAUUCCAGAGAACAAAAAGAAGCUCAAAGUCGGAGCCGAGGAGCAGAAAUCUUCUGCAGCUGCAGAAAUCAAACGGGAGCUGGUCCUGGAGAAGAGCCCGAAGUGGGAGGCCCUGACUGAGGUGCUGGAGGAGAUAGAGAAGGAGAACAAGAGCUGUGAGGAACCAGGCCGCGUGCUGAUUUGUGCCAGCGACGACCGCACCUGCGCCCAGCUGCAGCAGUACAUCCGCCACGGCUCCGACUGGCUGCUGCAGCGGCUGUACGUUCGCACCAUCGGCAAGCGUGACUCUUCCGCCGCCGCCGCCCUGGAGGUGGACCUGUUCAAAAAGGGGAAGGCGGCGCUGAAAAAGGGAGCCAAAGGGAAGGAACCGGCGCAGAAAAAAAGGGCGACAAAAACUAAAAGCAGGCCGUCUCUGACGCUGACCCAGAUGAUGGGGAAGGAGGAGGCGGAGCCAGUGGAGAUGAGGAGCAGCGACGAAGACUGUCUGAUGGAGGAGGAGGAGGAGGAGCAGAUGAAGUUGGAUCUGUCCUCGGAUGCCUACUAUGGGAUCUUAAAGGAGCCUCUGACCGUCAUCCACCCGCUGAAGGGCUGCAGCGACCCCCACAGUCUGACCCGGGUGCUGCACGAGGUGGAGCCCAGCUUCGUGGUUCUGUACGACGCCGAGCUGAGCUUCGUCCGCCAGCUGGAGGUCUACAAAGCCAUGCGCCCCGGGAAACCCCUCCGGGUUUAUUUUCUAAUCUACGGAGGCUCGACUGAGGAACAGAAGUACCUGACGGCGCUGUCCAAGGAGAAGAAGGCAUUCGAGCAUCUCAUCAGAGAAAAAGCAACGAUGGUCAUCCCGGAGGAGAGGGAGGGGCGGGAAGACACGAACCUCGACUUGGCUAGAAAUUUGGAGCCCGCCAACGCCACCACCAACAGCCACAAAGCAGGAGGUCAGGAGCAGCCCAAAGAGCCGUCCAGAGUCAUCGUGGACAUGCGCGAGUUCCGCAGCGAGCUGCCGUCUCUGCUCCACCGCCGUGGACUGGACAUCGAACCCGUCACCCUUGAGGUGGGCGACUACAUUCUGACCCCGGACACCUGCGUCGAGCGCAAGAGCGUCAGCGACCUGAUCGGCUCGCUGCAGAGCGGCCGCCUCUACAGCCAGUGCCUCUCCAUGACCCGCUACUACCGGAAACCGGUGCUCCUGAUCGAGUUCGACCCCGCCAAGCCCUUCUCCUUAAUGGCCAGGUCGGACUUUCGCCACGAGAUUUCCUCAAACGACGUCUCGUCCAAGCUGACUUUGCUGACACUUCACUUCCCCCGCCUCCGUAUACUGUGGUGCCCCUCCCCCCACGCCACCGCUGAGCUCUUCCUGGAGCUGAAGCGAGGCCGCGCCGAGCCCGACGCCGCAGCCGCCCAAGCGAUCACCGCCGAGUCGGAUACGGUGGCGGAGUCUGCGGGCCUCUACAACCCCGGACCCUACGACUUCCUGCUGAAGAUGCCAGGAGUCAACGUGAAGAACUACCGCGCUCUCAUAAAACACGCCGACAGCCUGGCGGACAUCGCCAAGCUCAGCCAGGACGAGUUAGCAGAGAUACUGGGAAAUACUAACAAUGCUAAGCUGCUGUUUGAAUUCAUGCAUAAUGUUGCAGAUGUUCCUGCUCCGGUGCAGAAGAGAAAACAGACGUGACGGAGACUGGAGCUUGUGACGUUUGUACCACUUUAGUGUACAAAAAAAGAAGUAAUUUUUUUAAUGUAUUGAGACAAAUAUAUGUAAUUUGAAUAAUUCAAAAUUAUUCUAAUUAUAUUCUAUGGUGCAAAAUGAAUUAAAAUAGAGCAAAAAUAUUUUCAAAAACGUUUUUAGUAUUCAUUUUUUUACAGAUUUUGGGAUUUCACUGGUUCUGAUGUUUCAAAAUAAGGGUUUUAUAUAU